Messenger RNA from Chiroxiphia lanceolata (lance-tailed manakin), 4182 nucleotides. RefSeq names its product F-box protein 16 (gene FBXO16). NCBI's taxonomy places the organism in Eukaryota, Metazoa, Chordata, Aves, Passeriformes, Pipridae. The record is from RefSeq and is a predicted model, not a curated record. The transcript is spliced from 8 exons. Bases 42 to 1421 code for a protein of 459 amino acids. Gene Ontology annotation, molecular function: protein binding.
CGGGGGGGAGCUGAUUGGCUGGCGACCACCCCGGGGUUGUCAUGGCGACGGGAUGCGGAGGGGAGGGGGGAGGAGGAGGAGGAGGAGGCGGCGACGUCCGAGGGAGGAAGGAGGAAGCCACUGGUGCUGACAAGAGGCUCCCCCCCACUCCUGCAUCCAUGGCAUUUGCUCCUCCCAGGAACACGGAUGGCUCCAAGCUGCAGAUCAAGAUGAGCACGUGGACCCCUCUGAACCAUCAGCUCAUGAACGACAGGGUAUUUGAAGAAAGAAGAGCCCUCCUUGGAAAAUGGUUUGACAAGUGGACAGAUGGGCAGAGGAGGAGGAUCCUGGUGGACCUGCUGGAACGCUGCUCCCUGGCACAGCAGAAAUUCUGCUCCAGGCAGCUCCAGGACCGAAUUCCCACCGAGGCCGUGGAUUUUACCACGAGGCUUCCUCGAGUCCUGUCCUUGUACAUCUUCUCCUUCCUGGACCCACGGAGCCUCUGUCGCUGUGCACAGGUGAGCUGGUACUGGAAGUACCUGUCUGAGCUGGAUCAGCUCUGGAUGCUGAAGUGUCUCCGUUUUGGCUGGUACAUCAACUUCUGCCCAACGCCCUUCGAGCAGGGAAUCUGGAAGAGGCAUUACAUUGAGAUGGUGAGAGAGCUGUGGAUCACCGUGCCAAAGCCUCUCCCCAAGGAGGAGUUCGCCGUUAUCGACGUGCAACCCGUCGGAAGCGACACCCCGGAGGCAAAACUUCCCGUGCACGGAAGGAGGAGAACCAAGGAGAAGAAAGAGCUCCCCCCUUGGCGCUCGUCCGACAGACACCCCACGGACACCGUCCGCUACAACUACCUGGACAACUGGGACCCCAUCGAGCAGGCGAGGCAGGCCUAUGGCUCCCUGCAGAUCCUGAGUGUCUUCCAAAGCCACCAGCUCGUCCCGGCUGGGCCGCCCAUCGCUCCGCUGGGAACCUGCCCCCCAAGGCAGCGGCAAAGGCCCUGGCCCAGAGCUCCCAGUGGAACGCCGGGAUACGACCGGCACCCGUCCGAGCUCCAGGACCAAAGCCACGUGGGAGAGGGACUGGAGAUGUCACCAGGAUGGAGAGCAGAGCUCCAUCAUCUCCAGUGUUCGAGGCUCAGCCCUGGCACAUUCCUGCAUCCAGCCAAGGAUCCGACUCGGAAUGAGGGAGGAUCCAGAGUGUCCCUUCAUCCAAGCUGGACAGGAACUUCUGUGCCUGGCAGUGGGAAAACAAAAUGUUGCUGCUGGUCUUUGGGAUCUCGACCUGGUUUCCUGUUGCUGGUGCCUUAUCCUCUUUUCCUUCUGGAUGUGUCACCUCUGAAAUGUUCACUUGGGAUUUUGACCGUGGAGACACUUGCUUGGAUCCUUUCUAGGGCUACUGGACCUCCUGUGAGCUUUUCUAUGGAUCAUUUGGACAAAUCUUAGGGCACAUCCCACAGCCUGAGCUGCUCUGUGAUGCUUUGCCAGGGAAUCACAGGAGUUGUCUGGCUCCAUGGGCACCGAUGGGAUUCUGGAAGAUGAGGGAUGACUUCCAGCCAUUGGAAUUAUGGAAAUUCCACCCUCCCUACAAAUUGAGUGCUUUACCACCAGUACUACCAUGAUCCUUCAGCUGCGACCUCCAGCUCCUGCCAAAUCAGCUGGAAAGCACCAGGCUGGGCAAGGGAAGAGUGUGGAAGAAAGGAGAAUCAAGGAAAACGGUCCAAGAAAAACCCAGUUAGGGUUGUGCUGGAAACAGAAUUUCUCCCUCGCGUUGAACAAGGCAAAUCCAUCUUUUCAGUCGUGUCAGUGAGAAGGAAAUCAAAUCCCACACUCUGGAUUGCAGCACACAGGUCUAUGUGGGGAGCUGACACUUGUUAUUUAGGAAGAUGUAAAUCAUGGGGUGUUACUGGGUUUUUUUCUGGGAUUAAGGAAUUUCCCAGUAAAUUCAACAAAUAGCAGUUUUUAAGGAUAAGGGGAUUCAAUGCUCAGCAACUGUAACUCAUUGCCUGGUCACAUCCCAGGGUGAGAGAGCUGGGAUAAAACUGAACCUUUCCGGGUGUUGGGAAGAGUCACAGCACGCCCAGGAAUCCUCAACAUUUCACAUUCCAGAGGGAAUGCCAAAAUCCCAGAAUCAUUAAGGCUGGAAAAGACCUUCCAGAUCAUCAAGUCCAACUAUCAACCAGCACCCCCUCAAUGUUCACCCUUAAACCGUGUCCCCAGGUGCCACAUCCAUGUGUUUCUGAAGACUUCCAGGGAUGGGGACCGUUCCAGUGCUUUACAACCCUUCCCAUGAAGAAACUGUUCCCAAAAUUCCUCCAAAUCAUUGAUGAGGCAACUCAGUGAGUCUCCCUCUCCCAGACUUUGGUAUUUCCUUUUCCCAGUUGUCCUGGAUGCUUGGAAGGACGAGUUCAUCUCAAAAAACACGACGGCCUAAGAACUAAUAAGCCUGAGCUGUCACCUCUCAAAGGAUCAGCUGAACUAGGAACUUGCAGACGGGAAUUAUCUCAUGGAUUUUAGGAUCUGUUGAUUAUCUGUUGACUAAAGAAUUUUGAUUUGGAAGGGCCAGUUGUUGAGCAAUUGAAGUAAGAUGGGGCAAAUCCCAUCCAAAGCAUUCAUCGACAUCAUUCCCAAAUCUCUCCUCAGAAGCCUUUCUUUUUAUUUCCCAGGAAACCAAGGUAAAGGGAUUGCUCCGUGGGUGCUUCCUUGGCUUCUUAAGGAGCUGUUCCAGCUCUUUUUCUGGUCUCCAUGAGGCAGCAGUUGAUCCACAAACAGCAAAAACCUACCCAAGGAAAGGAUGUAACCCUGCAGCAAUGCUUUUCCUUUCUCAUCAAUGACCACGUUCCCUGGAAUCAUCCAGCUCCCAGGGUCCUGGAGGUGAGUCCUGGACAUCACCGUGCCUUUGCUGCAGCAGAUCAUGUGUCUUAAGUGCUCACUGUACAUUUUCAACCUCAAACCUUCCCUGAUUUAUAAAGUUUUUGUAGUUCUGAUGCUGUAAAAUAAUAAAAGGGACGUGCCAAGCCAAGGAGAUUAUCCCUGGAAUAACAGUGGAGCUACACAACGCCCUGGUGGGAUCCUAUUAAUCAGAAUUAAAUCAUAUAUACUUGAAAUAUAUCGUGUGUAAUGUACUGUGUGCAGAGUAAACACACCUUACGUCAUUCCUGAGGUCACAACACGGGUCAGAAUCUGAAAUGGAGAGAAAUAAAAUCCGGAGGGAGAGUCUCCAUCACCUGGGAGCUGCUGGAAGCCACAUCCCCCCCAGGCUGCUGAUCUGCAGGGGCAGGUGGUUGUUCCCCCACCUUUGUAGCGUUUCCAGAUCUGCGGAGAUGGAAUUGCCAAACCAGAACAGAGGGAGGCGGUUGUGCCCUCGCCCUUCCUCGUAGAUGCACAUUUCCCAGCCCUGCCCGGCGUUCCCAGAUCCUGCCCCGUGGAUCUCAUGAGCCACAGCCUGUGAGUGGAGAACUGAAGGUGCCUUUUGAAGCCCAGAGGCCACUGAAUCAGCUGAAUUCCAGCAGCACGAGCAGGAUCGGGAUGGGAGCCGCCGGCUACAGCCCUGCUCAGGUGUGGGGAGCAAAACCCCCCAAUCCAACCCCAUCCCUGCCCAAAGCUCCAUCUCCAGUGCCCUGGUGUUCCCGGCCCGGAGCGACGGCACGUUUGGAGUUCGGCUUUGCAGCCAAAAUGAAGUCUUCCUAAUUAUUGCUCUUGUGGGUUAAAGAGACAGAAAGCUGGGAAAGGGAAUGUGUGUAACUCGAGUCGAUGGGAGCUGCAGGUUGGAUUGGAGUGAGGAUUUUUGGGAAUGUCCAGCCUUUGUGGGGAGGUGGGAGAUGAGCCGCUGCCAGGGAAGUGGGAACAUUUGGAAGGGGAAGUCUCAGCAGUGGCUGAGGGAUAACGGAUGAAAGGAUGGCUGUGGAAGAGCAGGGAGACCUUGUGGCAAAGGGAAAGCAGCCAGUGAGAGGAGAUAAAUCAAGAUUAAAAGUUGCUUUAAUCAGUGGAUGGAGCUGAUAAGGAACAGAGAGCAAAGCUCAGCUCAGUAAGGAAGGGCUGAGAUGAGGAGGCAGCCACAGGGUGUGAGGGAUUGUUUUUAGGGAGGCAGAGGGAUAUGGGAAUUGGUUUGGAGUCCGUCACCUUGUCCCUGCUGACGUGUUUAGAUCCAUCACCUUAUUGUAAAAUGAAAAUGAAUUAAAAAAUAAAAUUAAAAUACAGUGAAAAU